AUGUCUCGUAGAAAAACAAAACAGUCAUCAGAGGAUGUUGAUCCUAAUGAAAUUGAAAUAUUAGAAUUAAAACACGCAAGAAAAGUUAUCACGGAUAGAUUAAACAGAUUCGUGGAAUUUUUAUAUCAGGAACGCGAAAAAGACAUUCUAAAUUUAGAUGAAUUUCAAAUCGAAUGUCGGCUAAAAAGUGUCGAAGAGGAUUUCUCUGAAUUUGACAAAACUCAAACACGCCUAGAGUUUCUAGAUUCAACAGAAAUAGAUUAUCGCUUAGAUACAGAAUCAUGUUUUUACAAUCAAAUUUCCCAAGCCAAAAAACUUAUUUCUUUAGCUCAAACUGCGCUUACACAGCAAAAAUUAGCAUCCGAUCCGCGUUAUUUGGCGACGGAGGCAGCGGCAGCGGCUUCAUCGUCACAAGCAGGCGUUCGCGUUGUUGCCAAUAGUAAGAUUCCGGAUUUUGCUCUUCCUUCUUUUCACGGUAAUUAUGAGUCGUGGUAUAGCUUUAAAGACGUUUUCUCUUCGAUCGUAGGUAACAAGCAGGAUAUUAGUGACAUCGACAAAUUGUUAAUUUUAAAAUCAUGCUGUAAAGACGACGCGAAAAAAUUAAUCGAUUCAAUUGAGCUAACCUCAGAUAAUUAUACUAUCGCCUUUGAAUUAUUGAUGAAGCGAUAUGAAAAUCGUAGAGCAAUAAUCAACACGCACGUAAAUAAAAUAUUAUUUGACCUCCCAAACGUACAAAAGGAAUCAUCCUUUCAUCUACGAAAAUUGUUGGAUACAUUACACCAACAUUUAGCCGCGUUGGAAAAAUUAAAACUUCCUGUGAGACAGUGGGACGUUCUUCUAAUUCCAAUCAUAGUGCAAAAAUUAGACGAUCGUACUAAGCGAGAGUGGGAAAACAAACAGACCGAACAACUACCAACUUUAGAACAAUUAAAAGAAUUUUUAACCAAAAAAUGUUUCACGCUCGAAGCUGUUCAAGUAACAGACACUCAAAAAUCAUUUAAUACGCAAAAUAAAAAUUCGUACAAUCAAAAUUCUCAACAUAAAGUUGCACAAAAAUAUUUACAAAAGGGUAACAGACUAGUUUCUUGUCCUAAUACCCAAUUUCAAGAUAACAAUUACUCGAACGACAAUAAUAACUCGGCUUCUAAAUUUAAUCAAACAAAUCAAUACUCCGGCAAAUUUGGUCAACAUUUUUCUUGUUUCAUUUGUAAACAAAAUCAUCCUAUUUUUACAUGUCCAAUUUUCAUAAAUCUUCCAAUCUCAGAAAAAUAUGCUGAGAUAAAUAAAAAUAAACUCUGUAGUAACUGUUUAAGGCCAGGACAUUUAAAGGUAAAUUGUUUAUCAAGAGGAUGCAAAAUAUGCAAUCGUAAGCAUAAUACUUCUUUGCAUACUAAUGAAAAUCAGAUCCAAAAUAAAAAUAUGACUUUGCUCGCUCAAACGUAUCCUCAGCAACAUGGUAACUUCUCAAAUAAUCACAAUCAAACACCUUGCGUUUUUGCACAGAAUUCAAAUCAUGAAGCGCCGCGAGGUCAGGGUUUAUUGGAACCGGAAAUAAAAAAUAAUCGCGAAGUUUCAAAUACAAAAGUGAACGUUGAAAACCCACACGAACUAACUGAUAAUAAUCAAAGAAUGUUUACGUACACCACUUUAAGUACAAAUCAAGUACUGCUUUCGACUUCAUCUGUUUUGAUUCAAGAUAGUCAAAAUAAAUGGAUAAAAUGUAACGCGCUAUUAGACUCGGGAUCGCAGUGUAAUUUGAUGAGUCAAUCUUUAUUUAAUGAAUUAAAUUUAAAAAGCGAACGAAUUGAUAUUCCUUUAUCGGGAAUUAACCAAAUAGAAACUAAAAUUACUAGUAGAACAAAAACAACAAUUAAGUCACGAUUUAAUAGCUUUAAAAUGGAUGUACAAUUCUUAGUCUUGCCGCAAAUAACUGAAAAAUUACCGAUAUUUAAAUUUGAAAAAUCGGAAAUACAAUACCCGAGACAUCUUGAUUUAGCUGAUGAGCAAUUCAAUACACCAAAACAAAUAGACUUGUUAUUAGGAGCAGGUAUUUAUUUUGAUUUGCUACAAGAGGGUAUUAUAAGAUUAGGUAAAAACAUGCCAAUUUUAAAAGAAACGGUUUUAGGAUGGAUAUUAACGGGGAAUUUAAAUUUAAAUACUGAUAUGUACCAAAGGCAAGUGUGUAAUGUAGCUACAAAGAUUUCAAAUAAACAAUUACAAGACUCUUUACUUAAAUUUUGGCAAAUUGAAGAGCUAGAAGCAAAAAAUAUAUUAUCAAAAAACGAACAGUUCUGCGAAGAAUAUUUUAAAAAUACCACGAAACGAAAUGAAGACGGUUCAUUUAUAGUAAAAUAUCCAUUUCUAGAAGAAGAUAAAGAUAGGUUGGGAAACUCGAAAAUUACAGCGUUAAAAAGAUUUAAUAGCUUAGAAAAAAGAUUAAAUAGAAACGAAACACUAAGAAAUCAAUAUAUUGAGUUUAUGGAAAAUUAUGAAUCGUUAGGGCAUAUGACACUAAAGGGCACAUUAGACACAGAUAAUUCAAUUGAUAAUCGUUCAUAUUUUUUACCACAUACGGCGGUUCUUAGGGAUUCAUCGCUGACGACAAAAUGUCGCGUUGUUUUUGACGCCAGUGCGAAAACAAAUACGAAUAUCUCAUUAAAUGACAUCAUAUUAGCAGGGCCUACAAUACAAGAAGAUCUUUUUUCUAUACUUUUAAGAUUACGCCUUAGAAAACAUGUUUUAAGCGCUGACAUUAAAAUGAUGUACAGAUGUGUUCAAAUUGAUUCAACUGAGCGUAGUUAUCAACAAAUUUUAUGGCGUAAGGAUUCCAAAGAAAAAAUUAAAGUAUUUGAACUAAACACUGUCACAUACGGCACCUCGAGUGCACCCUUUCAAGCGACGCGUUGUUUACUUGAACUAUCAUUACAAUAUAAAGACAAUAAUAGUCAAGACGAAAAUUUGGUUUUGUUUCAUGACCAAAAGGAACUAAAAACCUUGGGAAUCAAGUGGGAUCCUAAUGAGGAUGUUUUAAAAUAUGCGGUUACACCUUACACGAAUGAAAAUAAAAUCACUAAACGUAAUAUUUUAUCAACCAUUGCGCAGAUUUUCGACCCCCUUGGGUUAAUAGGUCCGUCAAUCAUUAAAGCUAAACUAAUUAUGCAGCAACUUUGGCAUUUAAAGAUUGAUUGGGACGAAGAUAUACCGAAUGACUUAAAAACAGCUUGGUUGGAAUUUAUCCUACAAAUCGAUUAUCUUAACAAAAUAAGAAUUCCUAGACAAGUGUUAUUAACAGGUAUAAAAAAUCUAGAAUUGUACGGAUUCUGUGACAGCUCAGAAAAAGCAUACGGUGCGUGUGUAUAUGUAGGAUCAAUGAAUAAUAAUAAAAACCAAAUUAGACUUUUAACAGCAAAAUCUCGUGUAGCACCUCUCAAAAAACAAUCAUUACCUCGUCUCGAACUAUUAGCAGCACAUCUACUAGCGGAAUUAAUUCACAAAUUGCAAAAUAUUUUAGACAUGAACAUUUCCAAAAUAACUUACUUUAGCGACUCAACAAUUGUACUUUCGUGGUUAAGAAUUGAACCAUGUCAUCUUAAAACGUUCGUAGCAAAUAGAGUAGCAAGAAUUACACAGAUUUCUGACGUCGAAAGGUGGAGACAUGUAAGAAGCAAAGACAAUGCUGCAGAUAUUAUAUCGCGAGGACUUAAUCCUAAGGAACUUUCAGAAAAUUACAUCUGGUUUAACGGGCCAGAAUUUCUUAAAAACAAUAAUGUUAUCGAAAUUCCUUAUUUGGACAAUUCAGAUGAAUUACCGGAUUUAAAGUUAACAUUGUUAUUAGCUCGAGAAACAAAUACGGGUAAAAUCGAUAUCGAUAUUUUUGAAAGAUUUUCCAGUUUCAUUAAGUUGCUACGAGUAUUUGCUUAUAUACUAAGAUUCAAAGAUCGAGUAUUAAACAAAGUAACUCAAUCGUCUAUUGAGUUAACAGUAACCGAACUUACCGAAUCUCAACAAAAACUAAUCAAAUUAGCUCAAAGUGAAUCAUUCCCGGAAGAAAUAUCAAGACUGAACAUUGGUAAAACUCUAAAUAAAAAUAGUAAAAUUUUAAGUUUGCGACCUUUUCUUGAUCAACAUAAAAUCGUAAGAGUAGGUGGUAGAUUAAGUAAAUCUGAAAUAACUUUCAAUCAAAGACACCCCAUAAUUUUGCCUUACAAACACAAACUUACCGAUCUAAUCAUUUUAGACCAACACACAAAGUAUUUACACGCAGGGACUCAGAAUUUGCUUUCCAUAAUUAGGUUGACUUACUGGCCUAUUAACGGUAAAAAUGCCGUUAAAAGAAUCGUCAAAUCAUGCCUAAAAUGCUACAGAAAUAAUCCUAAACCGUGUAAAUUUCUAAUGGGAGAUUUACCAAGUGCAAGAGUAAAUCCCAGUAGACCGUUUUCGAAUUGCGGUGUCGAUUAUGCGGGACCUAUUUAUGUAAAAGAAGGCACAUUGAGAAGAAGUAAAAUUGUAAAAACAUAUUUAUGUAUAUUUGUGUGUUUCUCUACCAAAGCAAUUCAUAUUGAAUUAGCUAGAGAUUUGACAACGCCAAGUUUUUUAAAUUGUUUAAAAAGGUUGUGUUCACGCCGCGGAAAACCGAGCGACAUUUUUUCCGACAAUGGGUUAAAUUUUAUAGGAGCAAACAAUCAAUUCUUAGAGUUAUAUAAUACGUUAAAUGAUUGCAAACAUAAUGAAACAGUAUCACGUUUUUUGUCAGGGGAUAAAAUAAAGUGGCAUUUUAUUCCUGCGCGGUCAGCACAUAUGGGCGGACUUUGGGAAGCCGCAGUUAAAUCAGUCAAAUUUCAUUUAAAGCGAGUUAUUGGCGACGCUUCUUUGACGUAUGAAGAAAUGUAUACUGUUCUGGUACAAAUAGAAGCCUGCCUAAACUCACGUCCUUUAACGCCUAUAUCAACAGAUCCAAAUGAUUUCCAACCCUUAACUCCCUCGCAUUUUUUAAUUGGCGACUCACUAGCCAGUCUACCAGAAGAAAAUAUAACCGAUCUUCAGAUGACCAGACUGUCCCGUUACCAGCAUAUGCAGCAGCUUUACCAGCAGUUCUGGGUGCGGUGGUCUAGGGACUAUCUUUGUCAAUUACAAACACGAUCCAAGUGGAAGACGGAUCAAGACAAUUCCUUGAAAGUUGGUGCGUUAGUGGUACUAAUGGACGACAAUUGGCCGCCAUUAAAAUGGACAAUGGCUCGAAUUGUUGACAUACAUAAAGGUGCUGAUAACAUUGUGCGGGUAGUAUCGGUGCGUUUGCCUAACGGUACGGUUUCUAAACGUGCAAUAAACAAAGUAUGCUUAUUGCCCAUUGAAUAG
Molecule: messenger RNA, 5355 nt
Organism: Anthonomus grandis grandis
Lineage: Eukaryota; Metazoa; Arthropoda; Insecta; Coleoptera; Curculionidae
Exons: 2
Coding region: 1-5355 (1784 amino acids)
Biological process (GO): DNA integration
Molecular function (GO): nucleic acid binding
Source: RefSeq, a predicted model, not a curated record